AUGAAGAUCAUUUUAUUGGUUUUUUUGAUUGGAGCCACACUUGCUAGAGAUGAAGGCUUUUUUGCUUAAUUACGAAAUAGUGAUUUUGGAAAGACAAUUAUCUAAACACUUUAAGUCUAAUUAUCUCAAGAACAUCCAGCGGACACAGUUGUUCAUCUCUUGAAAUAAAUGAAAGAUGAUCUAAACAAUGAAUAAAGAGCUGAAGAUGAAGGAAUAACUGGACAAUUGAAAACAUGUUAAGAUGCUUCAAGUGCUGCAGCUGCUGUAUUAACUAUUGCUAAGGAACGUAAAGCUACAUCAGAAGAAAGACUACCCUUACUCUAAUAGGAAUAAAAUGAUAAGAAACAAUAAUUAUUUGAUAAAUAAGGAGAGGAGUAGAGAAACUUGGAUAGAAUUUCUGUAUUACAAGAAGCUAGAAAUGCUUAAAGAACAGAAUUUGAGUAAAGAAGAGAUGAAUUGGUAGGAUUAGUCUCUGCCCUUUAAGAAGCAAAGAAAAUCUUAUCUUAAGGAAUUGGGGCUUUGAAGAAGAAUAGUUUUGCUGAACUUAAGAAUCAUCAUCAAAACUUUUUAAAAUAUUUCCCAAAUAAGAAAGGUUUCCAUAGUAUGGUCAAUGUGCUCUUGACUGUUUUAUAAGAAGAAAAUACUCAAGAAAAUGCUGCAUAAAAGGUGGUUAAAAUCAUAGAUACUCUUGUUGACAGUAUCUUUUAAGUUCAAAAAGAAGAAAUGAGAGCAGAUGAUGCAAGAGAAUUAGACUUUUUAACUCAAAAAGAGAGAUUACUUUUGGCCAAUCGAAGAUUGUCUGGUAGUGUGGCUGAUUUAAAUGCAGCUAAUGAGAGAAUUGGAUAAAAAAUAUUAGAAAUCAAGAACGACAUUUCAAUUCAAGAUUCUAUUAUCUUCAAUAAAUCUACUGAAUAAGCAGAUUGGGAUUAAACCUGCAGCGACACCGAUAGAGCCCAUAGACAAUAAACCGAAUAAAGAAAUGCUUAAUUAGAAAUUAUUGUUGAAUGCAUUGAUAUUUUUGAAACCAGAUUUGAUAUGGAAACUAAAAGUUUCAUACAACGCCUUAGAUUCUGAAUCGAAUAUAAUUGAUAUAAUAUAAUAUCAAUAAAAUUGGAUCUACAAUAAUAUUUA
Molecule: messenger RNA, 1131 nt
Organism: Paramecium tetraurelia
Lineage: Eukaryota; Ciliophora; Oligohymenophorea; Peniculida; Parameciidae
Exons: 4
Source: RefSeq, a predicted model, not a curated record